UUACGACAAAGUUUGGUCAGUUAACACUGGAUAUGAAAUUAUUUUUUUACAGAACUCCUUUGCUCAGGAGUUAUUUGCAGCUAAACAUGUAACAAUUUAUCACUUAUUCCGCCAUCUUUGAUGAAAUCCGUAAAAAAUUAUCUAUGGGUCACAUGACUUGUUGUGACGUCAUUGGCUGGGUUAAAACAAACAGCAAUAUAUCUUUAUACGGCGCUUGGCUGGCUUUUUAGAAAUUUUAGUAUUGUGAUGGAAAAAAUUCACGAAAACCAAGUAGACGAAGUCUUGCCUUACCAAUUUGAGCCAGAAACGGGGGCAGAAACAAGUGAUUUGAGUGAUGAAAGCGAUUCGGAACGAGGUAGUGUUUUGUCUUCGUCUGAGGAUGAAGUCGAUAACAAUUUCGAAAUAGCGAACGCGUGGCGUCUGGAAACUUUAAGUUGGUGCAAAUGUGGUCGAUGUGCAUUGUCAGCGAAAACUAUUGAGUGUUUUUGUUGCCAUGAAAAAGCAGUUGAGUAUGGCGAGUAUGAAGUUUUACUUGAUGAAACAGAAGCACAGGGCGAAAAGUGUUUGACGUUACAUCCGGACUUUCGAGACAACAUGUUGUCCAAAGGCGUGCUGAAGAUAGAUGUUUGUCGCUAUCUCGAAGAAAAUUGGCCUUUAGACGAUGGGGAUUUGGAAAAGAUUCACAAGCUCUACCGUCUAGUCUCAUACCAACGAUGCUCACGCUGGAUUUUCCAGAUAUUGGGGAAAAAGAGGCGCAGACCGUUUCCUGCCUGUGUAUAUGCAAGCAUACGAGACUGCUUUGCUUCGCCGGAUGGUCUCUAUACGCAUUUUAAAUAUGCCAAAACAUCAAAGAGGUAAAGCUGGUGUGCUAAACCUUGAUUUUCUGCUGGCCACAACAUGCUCCUUUGAUGGUCUCUCCCUUUCUGCCAAAUACUUUUCAACUAGAGAUUGUGGUUCAGCAGGUAGCAUAUCAUUUGCAUAAACUCUAGCUUUCUUCAGUGAAGGAUACUGGCUUCUCAUCUCAAUGACUUUGUUUAAUAUCAAGUGUAUAUAUUCUGUUAAAUCAGAUGUUAAAAGUUUCUUAAUUUAUAUAUUGGAUUGGAUAAUGGUAUGUUAGGUGAACCUAAAAAUAUGGUGUCAAUACUUACUAUAGGUUGGCUUUUCCUUUAAAGGUUUUGGAACUGCUUUCUCCCCUUUGAAGGCUUUUGGAUAAGAAAUUGCCCAUCUUAACUUUCCAUCAGCAGUUGUUGCUUGCUUCCUAUUGCUGUUCUCAUUGUAGUGCAAGUUUGAGCAGUACAAUCUAAAUAUUAUAAGAAAAUGAUGAGCAGCUACAUAUAAUAUUAUGCAAUACUUGGGUAAAAUAUACAAAGUUUAAAAAAAUUAACCUUGCACUCAGGGAAUGAUAAGAGUGAUAGGUAUUCUUUGAAGCAAACAAGUUAUCUAAAGCAUGUUUGGCCUCCAAGCCUGAUGUUUGGUGAUACUUAGAUAACUUGCGGAUUGCAGCAAUAAGUCGAGGCCUAGUUACCAUUUCUUCUAACUUUUUGUAAGCUGCUGAGCCUGUAAUGAAUAAAAUAUUAUAUAAUAUACAUUGCCAACAUGGAUUUAAUUAUAUUUUUUAUUUAGCCUUACUAACCUUUUUUAAGCCAAUCUCUUUCAACUGGUCCAUGAAGACAUUCAACAAAGAUGCUGUGCUCAGCAUGUUGAUGAAUGUUGACAAUGUGAUUGAG
This is a messenger RNA of Dendronephthya gigantea, 1727 nucleotides long. RefSeq lists its product as uncharacterized. The coding region runs from base 247 to 858 and encodes 203 amino acids. The transcript has 2 exons. Lineage: Eukaryota; Metazoa; Cnidaria; Anthozoa; Malacalcyonacea; Nephtheidae. The record is from RefSeq and is a predicted model, not a curated record.